Lingula anatina is the source of this 3579-nucleotide messenger RNA. Its product is annotated as adaptin ear-binding coat-associated protein 1. The record is from RefSeq and is a predicted model, not a curated record. Gene Ontology annotation, biological process: endocytosis. Gene Ontology annotation, cellular component: clathrin vesicle coat; membrane. NCBI's taxonomy places the organism in Eukaryota, Metazoa, Brachiopoda, Lingulata, Lingulida, Lingulidae.
GCCACGAAAAUGGCCGAAUACGAGCGUGUACUAUGUGUGAAAAAUGAAGUUUUCGUAUACAGAAUCCCCCCUAGGCCUUCGAAUCGAGGCUACAGGGCAGCAGACUGGACAUUGGACAAGCCAGACUGGACAGGGAGGCUAAGGGUGACCUCUAAAGGUUCAGAACUCAAUAUAAAGUUGGAAGAUAAAAUAUCAGGAGAGCUAUUUGCUAAGUGUCCAGUGGAAGCCUACCCAGGAGUGGCCGUGGAGGCAGUCAUGGAUUCAAGUAGAUACUUUGUGUUAAGAAUCCGAGAUGAAAGCGGUCGAAGUGCCUUUAUUGGAAUUGGCUUUACUGACAGAGGGGAUUCCUUUGAUUUGAAUGUAGCACUACAGGAUCAUUUCAAGGGAAUAAAACAGGAGCAGGAAGCUGAGGCCGCGACGAAGGAGAUGGCGCUGGACAACACUCCUAAACUGGAUCUUGGAUUUAAGGAAGGACAGACAAUAACCCUCAAUAUAGGUAAGGGAAAAAGUAAAGCCCGGCCAAAACCCCAGGGAUUGCAAGGUGGAGGUGGCAUAGGACUCUUACCUCCUCCACCAGGUGGUGCUAGGAUACCACCGCCAAACGCUGCUCCUUCACAAAAUACAAAUAUGUCCUCAAUGAACUUUAGCAAUCCAGCGCCUCAGAGGGCGCAACAGCCCAGUAGCAAUAUUGAUUUGUUAGGGGACCUGGUGGACCCAUUCCAGUCCCAACCCCAGCAGAAAGCCAACCAGUCCAGUGCUCAGGAUUUGUGGGGGGACUUCACCAGUGCAAGCUCAAAUAAUGACCCCUGGGAGCAAUUUUAGACCAAGACAGAGAAAGAGUUAUUAUGUUAUGAAUUAAAACAUCUUCCAAAGGAAGUCCUAGAAAAGAAGCGAGAACGUAAAAGAUAAUUUUCAUGAGUUUCAGAAAAAACUCGACAAAGCAAAAAAAAAAAAGCAGUGGGAGAUAUCUGGACUGAACUGCAUACAUGGCUGUCAACAUGUCAACUUCUUUAAGUCGUGUUUUCAGUGGGGUCCAUUUUAUUGGGUUUGACUCCGCUAAUCAGGUGCUUGCAUUACGAUUAGCUCACCGUGAUAACAAGCCAAUAUGGUUUCAGUUUUAAGUCAGUUAUGAUGGCUGUGGGCAGGACAACAGAGGGAUAAGAUUUCCACCCCACUGGGAGAUAGUUGUAGUCAAAAGGCCUGGGGCUUGUUUCAUGAAAAGUGCUUCACCCCCCCAAAAAUGGUCUAAACUUGUAGCUCAAAACUGAAGUCUUCUUUAAUUCAGGAUGCAUCUUAUGUUGUUCACUUUAAAUAAUAAGUGUUAGUUGAAAACAUUAGCUAUGUCUUACUUUUCAUAUAAUAGACACAAUAUGUCAUGUAAUAGUCCAUAAGUACUACUGAUUUAUCAUAUAUCAGUGAAGGCUUAAAUUUUGGUCUUAAAGUAUAGACCAGUUUUUGGCCUAAAAUUCUUUUGUGAAACAGAUCCCUGCUGAUGUGGGUCAUAACAAGAAAGAACAGCCCAACUUUUCUGGAAACACGGCUUUGGACCUUUUUAAAGGUUUUUGGCAACUGGAUGUAAAUCAAGAGGAGAGAAACAACAAUAAAACUAAAAAAUGUACUCUUAAAGAAGUAAGGUUUGAAAGUUCAAAGAGGAAAAAAGUGAAAAUGAAAAGGACCUAAGUGUCUGAGCUAUGUAGUUUCUGUGGUAGUAAAUAGGUGGAGCGACUGUGAUACAUGGAUAGUCCAUUUUUCACUUGUAGGUGUCACUUCAAAUCAUAUAUAAAGAAUUAAAUGAAAUUGAUGUCAGUUAGUAAUAAAGUAAGCAAGAUGUGAAAUAUUGAUAUGUAAAAAUGUGAUCAUGUGGGUCGAAUACUAUUUCAAGGUGAGAAGAUUUUGUAAAAGAUAUUUUUCACAUUGGAGAACAAAAACUUUUUGCUUUGAAAUGAUACAUGUGUAAGUGAUGUGUUGUUCAUCCUAUGUAAUGUUAGCAUUGUAGUCCACUAAAAAGUUGAUAUGUGUUGUUGGAGGGGGGGGGGGGUGAAGUCAAAUAGGAGAAUUGCUCAUAAUUUUCAAAAUCAGAAAUUCCAGUGUUACUUUUCCAAGACAGAGUCCUUUUUUAUCACCAAAACGUUCCUUUUUGAUGUAAAAAGUGACUAAUUUUAUAAGCUAUCCAUUUUAAAGUUAUUACAAAAAUAUUAUUUAAAAAUAAAUCAAAUGAUCCAUUUUGUUCAUAUGGAGUGAGUAAAAUCUGUUUUCAGAAUACAAGUGUUUAUUAUUUGUUUUCACAUUGGGCUAUAUGUAUGUAAUACUAGAGUUCAUAUCUGAAUUGUUCAAACUUCUCACUUACUGUAGUAGUUUGUUUCAUGGCUAAAGGGUUAACCUUUGUCAUUUUUAUGGAAAAUUACAUUAUAAAUGUACUGCAGUAACAGGGAAAAAAAUAAAAAUCCCCAAAAAAUUAAGAAAACAAUGAGCAUUCAAGUUGUAUUCAUGGAUUUUUAAGAAAAUGGUAGGAUGCCAUAUUGUUAUAAUAAAACUUUUUAGGUACUUAGAUGAUAGAUCGAACUUGCAGUUGAUGAUGUUUUAGUUCUAUAUAAUUAUGUUUUCUUUUGGCAAUUGGAAUUAGUUAUUAAGCUUUCCUUGUGUCAGGGAUUUCAAUUUAUUUUUAUUUUUGAAGCACAUUGACAUAUUAUAAUGAGACUUCCUUAGAGAAAAGGAUGAUCAGGUUAAAUAGGAUGUAUAUAGUAAUAUAUGAAUAAAUGUGUUAUAACAUAAUUAUAUAAAAGCAAUAUAUGUAUAAAUAUGUAUUAUGAAUAGCAAGGAGUUUUCAAACCAAAGCUCUGAGUGUGCUAGCUAUAGGUGUUAGAAGUUAGGCAUUUGAAAUACUGUCUUUUUUCUAAUUAGAGACAGCUUUUACCUUACUUGUGAAGCAAGGACAUAGUGAUAAUGAAAUAAGAUUGACAUUUUAGCAAAAGUCCAUUGUUUUGAUUGUUUAGUUUGGAGGCAUAAGGGGCCAAUGGAAGGCGGCGAAUAUUCCAUGAUUCUGGCCGUAUUUCAUAGGAUGCUUUUCCCUAUAAGGCCUGGGUCAACUUAACCAUUUUUUUUCUGGAUAAUAUCCAUAAACAUUUCAGUUCAUUUUCUGUCAUUAUUAUUAUUAUAUGAAGGCUUAUGUUUCAAGCAUGGUAAAUGUAAGUCAUUCAAUAUCUGUUGUUCAGAAAAUGUCCCUUAGUUUCUUUAAAAGACUUUGCCUUAAAACAGAAUUUUACUGUCAAGGUUUUUUCUCUAAGACUUGUAAUGAUGGUGCAGCAGUUUUUCAAUAAGUGAAUUGUGCAUACUUAUGGUGAUCUUUGUUGGAUUUUUACAUUCUUUUCAUUCAUUUAAGUCUUGUUAUUUGAUAACAAGUUGUAACGGGAGAUAUCUUUCUCUACCAGAGCUGUGAAUAGAUUAUUUAUGCAACUUGGUUUAUUUCCAAUGUGGUGAUAGAUGGUUGUCCAUGUAUGAAAUUGAAUAUCGUCAUGUCUUACUAUGUUGAUUUUCUAUACUGAAAAUAAAGUUAAUACCCUCCCCACCCUAAUAUGUUAU